Brienomyrus brachyistius is the source of this 612-nucleotide messenger RNA. Its product is annotated as transcription factor HES-2-like. Gene Ontology annotation, molecular function: RNA polymerase II cis-regulatory region sequence-specific DNA binding; DNA-binding transcription factor activity, RNA polymerase II-specific; protein dimerization activity. The transcript is spliced from 4 exons. The record is from RefSeq and is a predicted model, not a curated record. Lineage: Eukaryota; Metazoa; Chordata; Actinopteri; Osteoglossiformes; Mormyridae. Bases 1 to 612 code for a protein of 203 amino acids. Gene Ontology annotation, biological process: regulation of transcription by RNA polymerase II; regulation of neurogenesis; anterior/posterior pattern specification. Gene Ontology annotation, cellular component: nucleus.
AUGACCCGAAUCACUGCUGCAACAGCCCAGAACUACGGCUCACAAGCGGCCAAAAGGAAGGAAGCCAGUGAACUGAGAAAGACUUUGAAGCCGUUAAUGGAAAAAAGACGGCGCGCUCGUAUCAACGAAAGCCUCGAGCAACUGAAGACGCUUAUUCUGCCUUUGUUUGGCAAAGAUAAAUCUCGCUACUCGAAAUUUGAGAAAGCGGAUAUUCUGGAGAUGACCGUACGAUUUCUCAGACGCCUUCCGUCUACAUCAGCUAAAAGUCCAUCUGAAAGUUACAAAGACGGCUACAAAGCAUGCCGUCAACGCAUCUCAACCUUACUCUACACAACCAAUCUCCUUGAUCAAGACACCAGCCAGCGGGUAAAUGAGUACCUCAGGCACUCCAUGUCGACGUGGGACGCUCCUUCUUGCCAGAACUGCAAGCGUAGGGGGCAGAACUGUCAAGGGGUGGUCCAAAUGAGCACUGGAUCUCUGAGAGCAGCGUCUACAGGCGCUGGAGGCUCCCGUCCUGAUUCCAGCGGGAAUUCAAACAGCAGCAUUCCGUAUGUGAAUCAGCACCAGGCGAUGCCACAAGCUAUAAGUACUAACAUGUGGAGACCUUGGUAG